Saccostrea echinata is the source of this 1447-nucleotide messenger RNA. Its product is annotated as leucine-rich repeat-containing protein 69-like. Lineage: Eukaryota; Metazoa; Mollusca; Bivalvia; Ostreida; Ostreidae. The record is from RefSeq and is a predicted model, not a curated record. The transcript is spliced from 9 exons. Gene Ontology annotation, molecular function: protein binding. The coding region runs from base 21 to 1058 and encodes 345 amino acids.
AGCAACAAAACAGCGUCAAAAUGGCGGAUGCGAUACUUAUCCCCGCACUGAAGGGUAAACCAAAAGCGCUAAACUUGUGCAAUAAGAAACUAGACAAAGUCCCAAAAAUUAUUGGUAAACUAGACUGUAUUUUACAUCUACAGCUCCGCGGGAACAAAUUAAAAACGUUACCAAUUGAACUGAGUCAUUUGUUUCAGCUACAGAUCCUAAAUUUAGGAAACAAUGAAUUUGAGGAGUUACCAGAAGCUUUAGAAUACCUAACAAUGUUGGAAAAACUCCAUCUGUUUAACAACAAGCUCAGGAUACUGUCUCCAAAAGUGCUAACAAACCUCAGGAAUUUAACAUUCCUCAAUCUAAAUUCAAACAACUUGAAAACUUUUCCACCUGAAAUAUGUAGAUUGUCCAGUCUCCAACACCUUUCUGUGGAUUAUAACCAGCUAACAGAGCUCCCUGUAGAAAUGUGUGCAUUACUCCGCCUGGAAGAGUUUCACGCUGCCAAUAAUCAGCUGACAAGUCUGCCACUGGAGUUUGGAUUUCUGGUUAACCUAGAGAAACUUCACCUACAGAAAAAUAAAAUUAGAGAACUCCCAGAGAGUCUUGGGAAGUGUUAUAAACUGAGGACUCUAGAUAUUGCUGCCAAUGAGCUCAGGAUAUUUCCAACAGAGUUGAGUGCUCUCCCUUUGAAGGAGAUGUACUGUGAAGAAAAUCCACUUUUACAACAUAUCCCUGUCCACUCUGUACAAGAGGAGGAAGUUCUAUCACUAAAGGAAAUCAAUGCAAGAUACAUAAUGAAGGAACUGAAGGAUAGAUGGUCAUACCUGCGUCGUGCUAUACGUCAUUACCCCCAGAUUAAAGAGAUGUUGGCCCAGGCCAGUAAAUGUGCGGUGUGUGGAGAGUCCUUCCUCAACACCUGGCUGGAAUGUGUCUGUUUUGUGGAUGCCAAAGAGGACUUAAAGCUAAACAAUCUGUCCGGUUUGAUUCCAGUGCGUGCGUUACUGUGCUCCUAUCGAUGCUUCAACUCCUCUGGACAUGAUUAUUAUGGUGUAGCAUUUCCAUGAUGAAUAUCAAUAAUGUUCUUCUAAGGGAGAUAAUUCUUUUAGUCACAUUUAGUGACAUCCUGAAAAUUUGAUGGUUCACGACCUUCACAUUCCUGUUGAAGUGGAUCCUCAUGCAAUUAUUGUUACAUCAUACAUCAGUGGCAUUUGAUACAUUUCAGUCAAAAGCAACUUGUGUGAAAGACAAUAUCAUGUCCUCCACAUACGUAGAUAUUUGAUAUCUGAGAUUUUAUGCAUGAUAUUUCUUUCCAAAAUUUAGAAAACAUCAUAUACAUGCAUAAUGAACGCAUGAAUAGAUAAGUAUUUUUUUGAAAAUAUUACUUAUAUUUUAAAGACACAUGUAUCUAGAAAUUUGAUUUUGAUAUGUGUACUGUAGAUUAUUCCUUUUUUUA